This is a messenger RNA of Podarcis muralis (Common wall lizard), 1515 nucleotides long. The record is from RefSeq and is a predicted model, not a curated record. Lineage: Eukaryota; Metazoa; Chordata; Lepidosauria; Squamata; Lacertidae.
GUACUGAGAUGCACAUACUGUAUCACCAUUUUUAAUGCUGGAACUGCUCUGAAUCUGACUUCAGGAAGAACACGUUUUAACUGCGCAGUGUCCUGGAAAAGACACUCUGUAUUGGGAAAGAAAGGAGCUGAGUUCCCUCCCAUUUUCCACUUUCCUGAUGUUCCAAAUGACCAGUACCUUGGAGUUAUGAUUUGUGGUGUUGUCAGGAUUCUAACUGUAACUGUAACUGACCAAAGAAUUCUGCAGAGCAGUUGCUGCUGUGGCUGGCCGGCUGCUCAGGCAAACGUCAGCUCAGUGGCCGAUAGCUCACUCAGUCUUCUUGAGGCUCAGGAGCACCUAGCAAACACCUGCUCUGUUCCUGCCACACUAGACUCUAGCUGAGGAAGGCAUUUCACGAUGUCUGCCAAGGUCUCCCCUGGUCCCCUCCUCUCCAAACCCCCCAUGCAGGUGAAAGAAGGCUCCCUGGUGGUCAGGUGGCUGAGAUUAGUGUCCGGGCUCCAGUUGUGUGCAUUCCUGAUAGAUAUUGCGGCCUGGAUUAUGUGCAUUGCCUCAACAGCCGUUGUCAACUGGCGAGUGUGGAGUGUGGAAAACAUAAAGGGAAUCGGCUCUGGAAACAUCUGGAUCGGAAUCUGGCAGGUCUGCUUUUGGAAAGACCCUUCUAACGACGGCAACUCUUUUUGGCAUUGCGAAGAUCUCAAUGAGCAGCAUCCAAGCCUCCCAAGGGAAAUUUUUAUUGCACAGGACUUAAUGGCAUUAGCUUCCAUUAUGAAUUCAGCGGCCCUUGGAUUGAUUUCAUUUGCCUUGUAUAAUGUGUUCGAGCCCAGAAAACAUAAGAAUUUUGUGUUAACCUUUUUUAGGCUUGCAGCUUUCCUGAACUUAGUUGCAGGGAUACUCGUCCUGAUUUCUGUGGUAUGGAACACGUCUGCCGUCUUACAUAAUGGGAAAAUUGUCUUCCCAGAAGAUUUUGAAUUGCCUCAAAUUCCCAGCGAGCAGCAUAUUGGACCUUCUAUUUACCUAGGCUAUAUCGCUGCAGGUUUCCAGCUGCUGAGUGCAGCAUUGGUUGGGAUUGAGAAAUUUUGCGUCAAGACCACCGCAACAGAUAAAUGUCAAAUAGCAACCGUAAGGCUGAUUACCCCAAGAAGCGCAGCAAAAAGCGAGAGUCUAACUACUUGUGGAAAGUGUGGUUCUCUGCUGGAUCUCGUAAUUGAAGAGAAAUACACAGAUGAGAUGGAGGAAAGCCGUGCGGAAGAUUUUGUCAUUCCAGAGGAAUCCUGCGAAGAGGAGAUGGAGGAAAGCCACACACCCCAAACCUCACCUGAAGGACAUCAAAGCCCACCUGAUGUUCCCAAACAUACAAUUAUAUAUGUGAUUCCCUACAACAGGGAGUGGUAAACUAUCAGAUCCAGAUCCAGGCAGAUCGUUCCAUACACGGAUGGAUCUGCGUGGAUCAGGAUCUGAUAGUUUUGUUUUGGGACUUCAGAUGGGCUUUGAUGUCCUUCAGGUGAGGAGGCCUCU